CGGCAAUUGAUUCGGACGCCGCCCGGAUAGUCGACGGGGGAAAACGCCGCACGCAACGCAUACCGGCAAUACCAGUAAGAGUGUCGUAAGACGUAUAAUAUUUUAUCGGUUACCGCGUCCGUCCGCCGUGCGGCCGCUGCCCGCACGGCGGUGGCCGCUAAUCGCCGCGCGCGCUAUUGCGGACCACACCACACCACGACCCCGCGAGUCCGCGGCAUUACCGCGCGCCCGGUAUAAUACGCGCACGGUCUCUGUGCCGCGAACCGUACGAAUGUUACGCGGUCAUUAGCCGGUAUACCGCCGCGCUGUUAUCACACAACAAGUGUGUGGUACACCGUCCACCGCGCGCACACAUACGCACAUUUCGCCAAACUAUUUAUGAUUAUCGAUUGGACGACGCGUACGCGACUCAUUACGCAUAGGCCCGCAACGAUUAUUUACGACGGACGUCGGACGGCCGCGGCAACAGUAACAGUGUCGAGAGCGGUGAGAUGACAACGAUGCGCGUUUAAAAAACAAAAAAUAUUCCGGCGACGUGUUUACGGGGGGGGGGAGGGGCUACAUUAAAGAGAGAGUUAUAUAUCGCUCCUUCACUCCCCCCCCACUCCCCCUCCUUGACUUUUUUUCCGGGUCUAUUAUUUUGUACGACUACCUGUUUUCGAAUAGAAGUUUCUUCACUUAUUGGUCGGAAAAAUUGACAAUAUUUAACGUGUCCCCUUUGGCGUUAACCUUUAGCUGAUAAUACAUUUUUGAAAAACAAAAACACCCCCGUACACAUUAUCUUGUUUCGAACCGUUAAAUCUGAGUGUCUCAGUACCAAUAAAUGUUAAAUCAACCAAUAAUAUUUAUGCGUAUGACCAUUUGGUUUCGAUGAUAAUUUUAGGGCAGAUUGAAUCGUAAACUACACACGUACGAAUAAUAAUUGACCUUUAAUUUUUUUUCGCCAUUUCAAUAUCUCCCUCCUUGCCCGAAAAUCCCAAAUACGCCACUGACACACCUGUAUGUUACUAUCUAACGAUACUCGGGUUUGUGCGACCGUCGUCGUCGUGCCGUACGCACGAGUUGUACGGCGCCCGGUUAUGCAUUUCACCUACAUCGGAGCGUACGCGGUCAAACGGCAACAAGAACGAUGACAAUAUUAAUUAUUUUGUAUUAUUAGUUGGUACUAUAGGUACUUGUUAACUCUAACGAUUGUUAUCGUUACGGUCGACGAAUAUUUCACGUUACUGUUCCGAGCACGAAACGUUUUUGUCUCCAUACGUUAUGCCGACCAGUCCUUUGUGUCGGGCUAUCGAUUUAUCGUAAUCAAAAUGUUGUGUACAAUUUACUGCCGCAACGUUCCUUAUCACUACGGCCAGAUGUUUAUAAAAUGCAUUAUUCAUUCCGUGUACGUAAUCGUAAGUUUUCGCAUACGUGUAUGGACCGUAAGUUAACGAUUUGUGUACAUGUAAAUGGUUUUCAACACAAACGAAUGCAAUACAAUUUACGAAUGUGCGUGCGUCGCACUGUAAAGUAUAAAGAAAACCUCCCUCGUCCGAUUAUUUUUACUUAGGCGAUGCAUUUUUGACAAUAAUUAUGUAUAAUGUCUUGUUAUUUCUAAAAAAAAAAAAAACUAAAACUAAAACAUAGCCCCAUUCACUAUAAGAAUUAAAUCGAUAGACAUUGGAAAUAACAAAUUGAGAUAUUUAUAAUGGAUACCUAUAAUAUAUUUACAGUGGCGCCGAUCUCAAGUUCAUACCGGGGGUAAGUACAUAUUAGAGGGGAUGGGGGCUGUGCAAAUAAAAUAUCUUGAACAUUUUCAUAUAUUAACAUGAUAUUAUAUGAUAUUAAAAUCAAUUGAUUGUAUUUUGUUAUUGUGACAAGUGCCCAAGGAUUCCUGGAAAACACCUGUUAAACCUCACAAUGGGUAUGUAGAGACUCCUUAAGGAUUCCAUGUUUUGUUUUAAUAUUCAUCAUCAGGUACCCUAUCACUUUUCUAACUGGGAAUCGGACUUUAUUAGAGAAAUCGAGUAAAUAAAAACGCGAAAUACCACGACCGUGGUUCAGAAUACGCCACCGGGCAUCGAACCUAACCUAACAUAUAUUUAACCCUUCAUCCAUUAAUUUUUUUGAACAUAGGCCAUUUCAUCGGUAUAUAAGUUAUCGUAAGUCACUUUUAAAUUAUUAUAUAUAUACAGUGAAACCUCGAAUUUGCUAACUUUUUUGGGAAUGAAGACUUUUACCUCUAAAUUGAACUUCCUGUGAAUAGUGGAAAUCAGUUCCGUAGUCCAGUGCCCCCCUCCCCACCCCCCCCCCACACAAAUUUUUGGUUUUAAUAAUUAUUUCGAUUAUUUCAAAAUCUUAAAUACAAUGAUACCAUAAUCUUGUGAGGCUACUAUUAUGGAGUCCUUCUUGGGACGUCGAUAGGAUGAUCCCAUUAGAAUCACAGUGCUGAAGUGUAAAUUAUAUUUUAUCUCAGUUGUUAGAGUAAAAAAUGACGGACGCCACUGAAUGUAGGAAGUUUUUUUUUUCUAACAUAUAUUCUUAAUAGCCGUUCGUUUCUCGAUAAAAACGGGUAUAACACCUAUGUACAGGGUAUAAUCUAAACUAUUUUCUGGGUCACGUGCACACUAGGGUAGUACUAUAUUAUGUAUGAAAAAAAAAAUUUUUCAAAUUACUCCCCCCUAAUAAGUUCCAUUACUAAAAAUAAUGAUAUAAAUAAAGUUUUAGACAAAUCAAAUAAAUUUAACCCGUGCCAUAACAGCUCUGAAGUUACAAAUAUAGACAAUUUUUCAAAAUCGUUAAGUUUUUGUUAUAAAACCAACAUAACUCUAGAGAAAAGGAUCUCACGAUAAAUUCUUUAGAUGAUAAAUUAAAGAAAACUAAAUUUACAAUAGUUUGUUUUUUAUAAUUUAUAUUAUAAAUUUAAAGCUUUUUUAAAUAUUUGAACAAAAAGGUCAAAAAAAAAAUCAUAAUCAUUAUCGGCUAUCGGUCGAUUGCACAAAUAAAUAAUAUACACUUUACCCAGUACCCAUAUUUUGCGAUUAUUACCUAAAGAUUAUUUUUAUGACUCAGACAAUCAAAUAAUAUAUUAUCUACAUUCUUUAUUCUCAUCACACAUUAUUACAAUUUAUACUUAUAUGUUAUCGGAUAUAUCAUGUCAUUGUAGUCAUUUUUCGAUUUAUUGAUUAAUUUCUCAAUUGACUUACUACAACAACCAUUGUCACACUAAAAUUGUUGAGUAUUAAAUUUUCAAAUUUUGUACGUCAUACAUUUUAUUUUAGUGACUUACAAUGGUUACCAGGGAGAGUUUACGUGAGUCGAAAUAUAUUUUUUUAAUUGGAUAUAGUACAAAUCAAAUUGUUGGUAGUAAAUUACCAUCAAACAAACAAGUUUUGUCGGUACUAUUUUUUAAUAUGCGUAAAGUAAACUUAAAUUUGCAUCAAAGUGCUACAUUAGUGAUACAAGAAGCAAUCAUUUUUUGGCGAAAGGCACGCAUACCAACGAGAACAGAACAAAAGUGUGUGAACAAGCUGGAAGGUUUAUACAAAGAGUGGAGAAAUUUACAAAAAUUAGAAUAUAGGAAAAGUGCAAAUGGAAAAAAAAUUCGCAGUUUCUAUCAAAGUUAGAUGAUUUAUUCGACGUAGCGAGUGCAAAUGCAUUAGAUUUACUGUCUAUUGAGAAUGACAAAGCAUUUUUAAUAGCCCAGAGACAGAAAGGUCGACCUGGGUCGUUGCUUGGUAUUGAUCAAAAAAUGAUAAAANGUAAUAAUAUAAAAUUAAUUUCAGAUAAAACUGUAGAACUACAGUCGUCGAGUAGUUCUGACGAAUGUGACGAUGUAAAUAGUGAGGAAUUUAUACUUUUAGAAAAUCACCCAAGAGAUGAUUACCGAGAGUUACUAGAAUUAACAGUAAUUUUUCUGGGUGGAAAACUUCCUAAUAAUAUUCGAUUUAAAAUACCAGGAGCCAUUCAUCACGCGCGGUGGAUGGCCAAAGCUAUUUAUAGCUUGAAAAUAUAUUUAUUUAGCGAACAAUUUCAUUUAACACCAAAAGAAGAAAGUGCUUUGAGAAGUAUUUGCGUUUUUAUUGUACGAUUAUACAUAAAAGUAUGGUUCAACUUAUCAUCUUCAAACAAAGCACCAUUACAAAACUUGAAUUGUAUAAAAAGUCUUUUACAUUAUACCUCUAUAGACAAAGAUAUAUCUCAGAUUGCAGUUAAAAAGUUUUGUGGUCACUUAUGGUAUUUAUCUCAAGAAUUAUGUGCUUUUGCUCUUUUCUAUGAAGCUGUGCCACUGGAGAUAAAAAGAAAAAUGGUUCAUGCUCUAAACAACGACGAAAGUUCAUCAGAAUUAAUUUCAAAUGCACAACGUUUAACUAUAUCGCGAAAAAAUGCAAAUGAGUUAUUAGAAAAGGAAAUCGAUGAUUUUAUAUGUGUUAAUACUAAAACACAUAAUUAGGUAACAAUGUUAUUAUAAUUGUAAAUUGUUAUUAUAAAUAAUUAUUAGUUGUAUUUUAAGUUGUCUUAAAUAUUAAAAUGUUUAAGAUUAUUCUUGUUUUUACCUUGUAAUUAAAAUAUUUGAAAAAAUAAUAUAUUUUCAAAAUAUUAUAUAUGAACAAAUUGCAGAAAAUGUAGUGUUCUAUCAUUUAUAUUUUAACAGAUUUUUUGUAAGUAUUUUGUAGGUUUUCCUGGAGUUAUAUUAAAAAAAAAAUUUUAAAAAUUGAUAAUAUUGAAAAUUUUUGUAAAUUUAGAGCUUUUGUGGCACGGGUUAAUUAAUUAAUAUUAAUGAAUUUGCCUGAAAUUUUUUUUGUAGCGUAUUUUUUAGUAAUCGAACCUUUUUAGGGGGGUAACCUGAAAAAAAUCACAAGCGAAAAAUAAGGACCACCCUAGUGCACACGUAACAGGUGUUUUGGCUAUGGAUGUAUUGACUAUUGAUAUAGCUACUCUAUACUAUGCCGGUCUAAAUGUGGGAGUAGUAAAAUAUUAUUUAUAAAAAUGUACCUACUUUUUAUAACAAAUACAACUCAACGCUAGUAGUAAUUCGAAAAAUAAAAAAUGUACACAUUUGUUAUAAGUACCGGGUAACUAGAAUUAUGUUAAACUAUUAAACUCUUUUGUCAUUCCCAAAUAGACCGACUUGGCUGUUUUACAACGAAGGUACAUUAAUAUUAUAAUGUUAUAAUGGUUAAAAAACAUGCACGAGUGAAAAUUUGUCAGCGUCAUUUCGUGGUAAUUUUAUCUAAUUAUUGCGUGAAAAUAUCCAGUACUGAAUUGCGUACUCGUGUUUCUGAAAUAUUUAUGUAGUUUUUUUUUUUUUUUUUGCUAGUAUAGACCUAAUUGUUUUUCUUACUAUUUAGAAUUUUCCUACAAAAAAUAUAUUAAAUAAUUAAACAUAGUAAGUACGUUUGCAUACAAAUUUCGUUUUAUUUGAAACUCUUAAAGUACUCUAGGAAAUUCUUUUAAAAUCGAAUAAACAUAUAUACAGAGUGAUACACUAAGCGUGCUCACACCCAAUUUUUUUUUCAGUUAAAUUUUGCAUACAUUCGAAUUCUGAUUUCGGAAUUUUUAAAUGUAGUUAAAGCCGAUAUUUUCGAGUAUACUUAGAUUUUUAAUGACAUUUAAAGAGUGACCCGUGGCGAUACCAACUUUGGCUUUUCAAAUGAGAACUCCACUAAAAAUAGACGGGAGUAUUAGUUUGAAUACAUUCUGAUGUUAACAUUUUUGAUUUCCUUUAGCCCGUUGACGGGAUAUUCCAAUUUUAAGUUUAGGUGGGUGGACAGUAAGUAGUGGAGUGUCAUUUGUGUUGUAGCACGGCUCGUGGCGUUUUAAUAGUAUUCCGCUACUCGACCCAAACUUAUAAUUGAAAUAACUCGUAAACGGGCCAAAAUUUUAACACCAAAAUUUAUUUAAACUAAUACUCAAUCCAUUUUUGGAUUUUUUAGUACAGGUUCUCAUUUUUGAAAAACCAAAGUUGUUUUCGCCACGGGACACUCCUUAAAUGUUCUGAAAAAUCGAAAUAUUCAAAAACAAUACAGGCUUUAACUACACGAAAAUCCCAAGAAUCAGAAUUUGGCAGGAAAAAAAAUGGGAUGAGCACGCUUAUAGUGUGAAUCGUUCUGAAUUGAUUAUAACAGUAUAUUAUUAUUUAUUAUUUAAUAUAUUUAUAAUAUUACGCAUAUAUUAUAAUUAUACAGGGUAAACGCGUGCCGUGUAUCCACACAUCAAUAACGGUGGAGCCAGAUGGUAAUCAAGUAGCGAUGGCGAACGUACACAUGGAUGUUUACGAAGACAUGUUCAAAGAAAUUACGAAAAAAAUUUACGGACAUGAUAGAUCGUCGUCCUCCAAGAACAAACAGUUGGCGGAACAGGAUAAGUACCAGAUAGUGGAAGAGGGCCUCAGCGUGAUCGAGAACAACGAAACGGCCACAGCAGCAGAAUCUUUCGGCGAACAGGAGCAGCCCAAGGAGGACCCGUGGGUGACCAGCGACGAGACGAUAUCGUGGACCACGUCAAAGAUCAGUAGCUACAACGCGGACAGGAAGCUGUUCAAGUGUCAAGAGUGCGAAUCGGUGGGCCUGCUGUCCAGCGUGGCUGAGCACUGGCUGGGCACGCACGCGGAUGUCAAGGUAUUCCAGUGUCCGCAGUGUCCGUACGCCAGCGCGUGGGCCAGAUGCAUACGUACACACAUGUCCCGGCAACACAACGUGGUGGCCGCCAACGGGCUAAAAGAACAACAGACCGCGGGCCGGUCGCCGUGGAAAGAGAGUCCUGUGCUCGAAGAGGUGACCAGCUACCUGGGCCGGCUGAAAGCUGCCGCGGACAAGGCGUUGGCCGAUAAAAACGCGGCCGUGGUCAGCAACGCCGUGGCCGACGCGGCCGCUUACGCUAUCGAUUCGGACGACGAGAUGCAGAUAUCUGCGGCCGACACGGAGACGCAGACCGCCCAAAAGCGUUACAAUUGCUCCUAUUGUCCGUACGGGACCGACCGGCGGGACCUGCACAUCAGGCACGAGAACAUACACAAGGAUAACAAACCGUUCAUGUGUGAUGUAUGCCAAAAGCAGUUUAACCGGGCAGAUCACGUGAAGAAACAUUAUACGCGCAUGCACAGAGAAUACGAGUACUGUUUGAGCCGGGUGAAACGCGACCUGUACGGCAAUGUAGGGAUCCAGCGGAAACAUCCGCGGGUCACGUUGUACUCGGGUGACCCGUCGUCGAUGAUCGAACCGGAACCGCAGAUCAUCGUGUCGCAAACGACCGACGUACAACCGCUGACUUCGGCACCGAUCAUCAGCGCUACGCCGAUCAUUCUACAGGACGACCAACAGCAGCAGCAGCAACAAACGGUCGUCAACAUAGCCGUCGUCAAUUUCAACGAGCAGACCGGCACGCACACCAUACAAAUACCGAUAUCGACCAGCCAGUUGAAACCGGUAAGUUCCGCACGUGAACUUGGUAACGUUUUCAAAUUGUUUUUAGACUCUAAAUGAUUAAUCAUGAGUAAUUUUCGGGCGGUCUUGGCCCCCUAUUCACCCCAGGGGCAUGCCCGGGAUUUCGUUUUGGCGGUGGUUUUAAUAUUUUAACAUAAGUAUCAAAUUUAAAACUACAUUGUUAAAAUAAUUAGGUGAAAAUCUGUAUAACUGUAUACGUAAAAACCCGUUAUCUUUUUUUACUACUGUUAAAUAUUAUAAACACAUUUUAAAAAUUAACCUUAUAAAGUUAUUACUGUAAAUAAUUUGGUAAAUAAUUGUAAAUAAUUGUAAAUAAUUGUAAAUAUUGUAAAUAAUCAAACAAAUUGAGAUUUAUACCGCUCCCCGUACCUCCACUCAAAAAAAUAAAAACACAAAAAUGAAUGCUGUUGCGCAUUGGCCCUGGUCAUAAUAACAUAUUAUAAUAUCAUAAACAUUAGAAAACAAGCUGUUGAAACAAAAAUGUUGAUACGAAUAUCCAUAAGUAAUUAUAUUUACGUGCUUAUUAGGUGAUGUUCGCUCCGGAGACCAUUUUAACGGUGGACCCCACAGCAAUGAUGUCGACGGACGCGCCAGCAGCAUCAAUUAUACAAACGGACGCACCAGCACCAGCAAUGAUGCCAACGGACGUACCCGCAGUAGCAAUGAUGCCGACGGAAGCACCAGCAGCAGCAAUGGUGCUAACGGACGCACCUGCAACAUCAAUGGUGCUGACGGACGCACCCGCAACAACAAUGGUGCUGACGGACGCACCCGCAACAACAAUGAUGCUGACGGACUCACCCGCAACAUCAAUGGUGCUGACGGACGCACCCGCAACAUCAAUGGUGCUGACGGACGCACCCGCAACAACAAUGAUGCUGACGGACUCACCCGCAACAUCAAUGGUGAUGACGGACGCACCCGCAACAACAAUGAUGCUGACGGACUCAUCCGCAACAACAAUGAUGCUGACGGACUCACCCGCAACAACAAUGGUACUAACGGAUGCACCCGCAACAACAAUGAUGCUGACGGACUCACCCGCAACAGCAAUGGUACUAACGGACGCGCCCGCAACAACAAUGAUGCUGACAGACGCGCCCGCAGCAACAAUGAUACCGACCGACGCAUCCACAACAGAAGCAACAGCAGCAGCAGCAACGGCAGCAGAAGUGAUGGCAACCGAAGCGCAGUGCAAAAACAACGACCGUAGGAACUUCAGAAAACGGUACUCGUGCACGUACUGUUCGUGGUCGGGCAUGGACAACUGGUGCCUCAAACGACACCUGAACACGCACAUGAAACCGUACGAGUGCAUUUUCUGCGAAUACAAAGCGGCCAGGGCCGAGCGGCUUGCGACCCACGUAUUAAAAGUGCACAGCAAAAAGAUGUGCAGUCGAUGUUCGUAUAUAGCUCAGGACUACGACGAUUUAUACGCUCAUCAAUCGGAAAAUAACCAGUGAGUCGCCCGCAUCACUAUUCACUACCUAAUCUAAUAUUUUGAUUGUUGUACGUUUUUCUAUAUGUAUAGGGUGAUAUUUUCUUUUUAUCAUGAACCAGCAACUUUAUAAAACAUUUAAUAAAAAUGCAACUAUAAGCAAAGGGAGGAAAAGUAAGAUAUUAUACUGUUCAUGGAUAAGUCAAUGUUAUAGAUGAGUAGAGAUGGUUGGAAUGGCGGUGCAAGGGGUGAAUUUGGGAAUAUUUUUUCAUUGAACGAAUGGAAGUGCCUCUUUUAUCAAUGCAGCAUAGAGCGGUGUGGCUUGGAGUAGAUCAGAUCGUUUAUAUACGCGUUUAAAGUUCAAAUUUGAAUGAAAGUCGUAAAAAUCACGUAAUUUCGUGUAUUAUUUUUCGAUUUACAUGGAUGUAAUUAAUGGCCAUGUCAAAAUGAUUUUUAACUUAACACGUGCUUCAUCAAAAAGUUGGAUUUGAUAUAAUAAAAAAAGUUGAGCGUAAUGUAGUAUUUUUUUUUCAUGAACACUUAAUGUUUAAAUACUGACGAAAAUCUUAAAAAUUACGGCACUUCAAAGCAUGUACAACCGAACAAAAUCGUAUUUCUUCAGCAAUAAUUUUUCGAUGCAUACAGAUAUAAAUUAUGUUUCCUACCUUCCCGAUUUCCCAUUUAUAACAAUGGUAGGUACACAUAUCAUCACUUAGAGCAACUUAAAAUGAACUUCGAGUAAAUUUUUAAAAAGGCAGGAUAUAUAAAGUUAUUUAAUGUAUAUAUGUAAGCAACGAUAAACCAUUGCUAACGAAAAACGAUUCUGGGCGAUGUUCGGUUAUAGGUGUUUUGAAAGGCCGCAAUGUUUACGAUUUUGAUAACAACUUGAUCUUAAAACGCUUAAAACAACAUUUUACCAUGUCUAAAAAUGGCUAAUAUUAGUAUUGUGUGAUAAUUUCAGGGUAGGUAAUCUACGAAUUUUCCAACCGAAUAAUAAUAGAACAACAAAAUUAAAAAUAAUGAGACCGUGGUUUAUUAUUACAGAAAUAACGCAUUAUUUCAGUUAAAUUUCCCGUUUAUUCUCGGUUUUGCCAAAUUAUUAAGAAAACUACACGGAAUAUCAAAAAGACGGCUAUUUACCAACUAGACAAUAUUUUUUUUCAGAAUAGGUACUACUUUUGGAAUUUAACGCAAUACUUUUGGCCAAAAAGAAAAUUGGAAAAAAAUGUAACAUAACGAAAUCGGCAACACCGCGGCGUGCAGUCAAUAUUUGUCUGAUUGUCUCUUUUUCCGGAUAUUAUUUAAAAAAAAAAACCCAAAAUCGUUAAUCAUAAUUUGUUUUGUUUUAAACCCUGUAAUCUUAUUUUACCCAAUAUAUACCUAUGUAUAUAUUUACCAUAGUCCAUAAAGUUAUUCAAGUCAGUUUAUGAACUAUAACUUAACUUAUAUACGAUUGGUUUUUUUUUUUUUUUUUAGUAAAAGUGUUCGAUCACGUCGUACACAAACAUCGCCUACUCCGUCUUCACCCGAACAAACAGAAGACAAUAAUUCAGAAAAAAAUGAUAUGAUCGUAGGCUGGCCAAUAUCAAAUGCUGAAACACAGAAUUCUAUUCACAUGUAAAAAGGAUUAACAAUUCGACGUGCCAAAAAUCAAAAUCAAUACAGUAAUAUUUCUUAUCUACCAAUUAUAUAAAAAUAAUGACUGCUAUGUAUAGGUAACAGCGAUAAAAGGCAACGCGAAAUAUUUCUAAUGAAUAAAUUUGAAUUUGAUUUGUUUUUCCAAUAGAUAUAAAACAUCGAGUAACAUAAGUAGGCAGUACCGUAGCCAAGGGGGACACUGCAAUGGGGACACGUGCCUCCCCCAAAAUCUUUUUUUUUCGUAAUGCUAUAGUGCAGUUCACAUAAAUUCGUUAUACUAAUAAAAUGAUUAUCAGCAAUACCUACUAUUAUUAAUAUUAUACAGAUUGAUUCACUAAGCGUACUCACCCCAAUUUUUAGGUUAAAUUUUGAAUAUAUUCAAAUUCUGAUUUUUGGAAUUUUUAAGUGUAAUUAAAACCGAUAUUUUCUAAUACUUAGGUUUUUCAUAACAUUUAAGAGUGGGGACAUGUCUAACAAUUUAAAAUGGCUGCCAAUGGUGCGUAAAUGUUAAUUUAUAAAAAAUAUCGAGAUGAUUAAUUUUUAAAAAGUUGGAUAUCACGUAAUUUAUGUAGAUACUUAUUCAUUUGUACGCCUAGCUCCUUCUCAGUCUUGCCUAGACAGUUUUUUGUGCCUUCUGUAAAAUUUGGUUUUAGAGACAUGUCCCCUCUCUGAAAUUAACGAUUCAUAAAUUCUCUUACAAUAAGGCUACACAAUUUGUUUUAAUUUUAAAUUGUAAUACUAAUGAGGUAUAAAUAAUAAGCGAUAAGGAAAUAGGGGAAUAAAGGAGUCAUAAAAUAACAGGUGAUAAAUAUUCUAGAUUAACAAAAAAUAGAUAAAAAAAUUAAGUUUUCCCCCCAUGAGAAUUUUUUCUGGCUACGGUACUAUAAGUAGGUACCUAUGAUUUAAAACAAAUUAAAUUUAGAUUAGUUUUUUUUUCUAAAUACCUACCAAUUAUUUUGAUUCUGUGUACGUACAGAAACAAACAUUUCAACUCGAUUUUUUUUAUUUUAAUAUGUAGGUACGUGUGUAGCUACAUAUAUUGGCAAACAAGUAGAUGUCUGCCAAUGUCUACCUAUAGUAGGUAGUUACGUUAGGUACUGACCAUCGAAAAAAACUCUACUCAAAUUGAAGAUUAUCGUAACAAAAUAUUUCGUAUUACUUUUACAGUUAAACACACUGUAGCUAUAACUAGAAAAUAAACUAGGUAGGUACCUACUUUUAUAUUACUAUUUUAUAUUUUAACUUUAAACGUUUGUGUUUGUAUAUGCUUAUUGUAUUCCACAUAAAUCUGGUUGUUUUACCCACUUUAUAUUAUUGUUACCAAUUUUGACUUAAAAACAAAAACUUGAACUAAACGAAAACUUCUAAGUUCUUAAAUUAAACAUUAAAUUUUCGUUUUGGGCAAAAAAUGUAAGUAGUAAAUGAACUUUAAACCUCGGUGUUACACUAAAAAUAUUUUUUUGGAUUAAAUCAAUGUACUGUACUAUUAAUAAAGGGAUACAAAUAUUAUCAAAACACAUUUAAAAAAAAAGCAAAAAUUGUACCUAUUAAACAUUAAUAUACCUAAUAGUUAAUAAAUUCAGGUAGGUAAUUAGUUAAUAAGUCAGAAACUAAUUUAAUUAUUAUACCUAAUUAUUAUUGUUCCAUUAAUUUGUAUAUUUGUAUAUUUUAUUGUUAAAUAUCGUUGUAAGUUUGUAACAUUGAUAUAUUGUUGGUUAACCUUACAACGAAUCAUUUUAAUUGUAAUACCUAUUAUGACCUGGUUACAAUUUUUAGCUAGGUACUUUGAUUCAAUAUUGUAUAAUAAUAUGUUAUGGACAUUUUCCGCAGGGUCUUUUUUGUCAGCAUUUCAAAUAAAAGUUUAAAAAUUUAAAAAUUAAAACCCAUGAAAAUUUAUGUCACAAAUAUUUGUCAGGUACCUAUUUAUUUUAUACCUACUAAAUACAAGAAAAAACUGCAUUUUUAUAAAUUGUAUUGUAAUUGUAAAUAUAAUAAAUACAGUCAAAAGUUACAUAUAUUGCCAAAAAUUGAAUAUAAUUUGGUAGAUACUUAUCAAUAUUGGGUAGUAUGAAAUUGGGUAUAAUAAUUAUUUGCCAAAUUUAAAAACCAAAUAACUCCUUGAUUUAUAGACAAUUCUAAAUGUGAGUAAUAAAAAUGAUAAAGAUUAUUUUACUACAAUUUAUUCCAUUUAACUAGGUAGGUAUUUGAAAAAAACACUUUGAAACUCGCUAUAAUUAGUUUAGGUUGAUAUCUAAUUAUAACAUAAAGGGCUAUUUUAUUUAAAAAAAAAUAAAAUUGCAGUCUUUGAAAAACUGAAUACCUAGUUGCUCUGUUAUUUUCGAGGUAUGUUGACUCAACCACAGUUAAAAAUAAUACAUAGGAAAAUGUAUGAUCCAUCCAAUUGUGCCUCAAAAUUUUAAUUGCGCCAAUGAUAGGGACUUUCACUAAUUCUCAGUAAACUCAACAAAGGAAUUAUUUUUUCAGUGAAUUACCUAUUUUCAUAAUUUUAUCUUCAAAAAUGUAUUUCCCAACUAAAAACAAAGAAUUCAAGAAACAAAACUCAGAAUUGAAUUUUCCAAUGUAAUGUGAAAUCCAUAAACCAUUUGCCCGUGUACCUUUAGUACCUAUAUACUAGGGCAACUAGAGGCCUGCGCGUAACAUUUUUCACUGGUCCAUGCUACAUUUUCAAAUUAAUUAAUAAAUAACACAUGUAUAAAUAAUUAAACAUAAAAAAUAAAUGUCAAUAGUAAAUUAUAAAUUUUAUUGACCUAUUUUUGGCCUGCUAGAUUUUAAAUUUUUAAAAAUUGAUCCUCUUGUAAUAAUGAGUUGCCCAUCUCUGGUAUAUAUUUUGAACAUAAAAAAAUCAAAUUUCAUUUUUCAAAAUAUAUAUUACUAGGUAAUACCUACAUUAAAAUAUUAAGGUAUAAGCAAUUAAUUUAUCUAAUACUGUUCAACAUUCUAAUAUAACAAUGUACCUAAAUACAGAGGUGGCCAAAAGUCGCGCAACGCCUACCGUCUUGUAUGUAACGUGUUUCACCCUCCAUGUCGUUUCCGUUACGUCAUAUUGCAACUUUGGUCUCAUUAUCUUGUUUACGUACAACAACAGCAAAGUUUAUAAAAAAACAACAUAACCUAUUAGACGCAGUUCCAUAUUCGUUAUCGUUUGUAACACUGCCAAAAUGCAAAUUUGUCGCGCGACUUUUGGCCACCUCUGUAUAACUUAAGAUAAAAUAAUCAAUAUUUUAAAGAUUUACCAUUAUAUAUUGUUAGUAUACCUAAUUACCUAAUAUUGUAUUAUUUAUGUCUUUGUACUAUACGUACAGUGGUACCAAACAAAAUUGACAUAAAUCACUUGAAUAAUUGAACCCACUCACAUUUUCCAAUUACGAGGUCUAAUGCAAUCACAAGUAAACUUCAUUUUUUUUUUCAUUUUCAACUACUCCAAAAUUAUCAAUUUGUUCCCCUUUUUCAAAAAUAGACAACUCCAUUUUUCUAGUAAUUUAACUUCUAAAUACCAAAGGAAAUAAUGUUGAAAUAAAGUUUGUUACACCCACUUGUAUAUAAUAUUUUAACUUAUCCUCUAAUCUGAUCCACCCGUCCAUUUUACAAAACAGUUUAAUUUAACUAUCUGAAGUAUAUGUUUGACACCACUGGUUACUAUACAAGGAUAAUAUAAUAUUGAAGGCAUCAAUAUAAAAUAUUAUCAAAUAAAACAAUAAUGACCACUAUUUUAUAAUUAUUAUAACAUAAUAUAUAAGAUAAUAUACAAGUACAGAAAAGUAUUGUAAAUUUUGAAAAAUAAAUAAAAUUAAAAUGAUUAUUUUCUUUCACAAAAUAUACAUUUAUUGUUCAUCAAAAUACUAAAUACUUUUUGACAAAAAAAAAAUAUUUAGAACCCUACAUUUAUCCAUCCAGUUAAUUUGAUUUAAACAUAUUAAAAAGAAAAAGCAACUUAUUAAUUGAUAAUAGUAAAAUAUUUUAAUUUAAAUUGUGUUAAUAUAUGUAUAUUAUAUAUUAUAUUAUAUAUGACAUUAUUAUGUAUUAAUAAUUGUAUUUAUUAAUAAAAAUUAUUAACAUUAUAUUAUUGUUGGGCUAGUAUGUCCAAAUAAGCUAUUGUAAUCUAUUCAAUGAAAAUAAUAAAUAUUAUGUGAAAUAGAUAUCUAAAUAUUGAAAUACUAAUAAAUUAUACUAUAACUGUAAACUUUAAAUUAUUUGAAUAAUUUCAAUAAAAGAGCAAGUUUAAUAAUUUUGAAAACAAUUAAAAAUAAAUUGUUAAUCAAAAAUUUGAAAAAAAAAAUGAUUACUUUGAAAUGGAAUUUAUUAAAAAAUUAUGUCAGAAAGAUUUGUUUAAAAAAUUAGAAAAUAAAAUCAGAAAUCAUUAUCAUAACAUGUACAUAUUUAAAAUUAAACUUAAAAUUUAAAAAUAAAGAAGAAAUGUUGUUUUUAAUAGUACUAACAUUCCAAAUUAUUUAUAUAAUCAUUUUUUUUUUUUUUUUUUUUUUUUUUUACAAUAAUUUAUUGUUCAUACUAAAAACAAACAAAAUAUAACCAGAAAAACAUUAAUAAUAAUAACAAUGAAAAGAAAUACACAUUUUUCAUAAAUUUUGUUUUGAUGGAAUUACUUUUUAAGAGUUUCAGACAAUGUUGUAUUUGGAAAAAGUGAGUCUGAAUUUAACAAUGAUUCUGAUACUUGUGGCGUGUUCAAUGUUUCAUUUUCAAUUGCUGAUUCAAAAGAUAUAGGCGUGUUUGGUAAACUCCAAUCAGCAGAAGCUGUCAUCAAAUCAUUUAAAUCAUAUGCGUUUGGUGAUAGACAUGACACAAUUUGAUUGUCUGGUGUAACAUUCAACCCAUUUUUUACUAAAAUUCCAAUC
Molecule: messenger RNA, 15374 nt
Organism: Cinara cedri
Lineage: Eukaryota; Metazoa; Arthropoda; Insecta; Hemiptera; Aphididae
Source: the annotation of a GenBank genome assembly